CGACAGGUCAGUCGACGGGUCAGCCUCCAGGAGGCACGAUCGCAUUGAUCCACGCGACACGAGCGUGUCCGCGCUCUUCCGCGCUCUUUAGAGGUGACUGAAACUUAACGUCUCUGCCUCGCAGGACCGCUCCUCCUUCACCUUGACCUGGCUGGUCACUGCUGGGCGUUUCACCUGGUUCGAUACUGCACGCCGCAACGAGGCUGAUCCCCGUGAACUUCUGCAAUUACACGGUUCUCCUUUGCGUUGUCUCUUACUCUUUUCUUUCUCCCUUCCUGUCUCGAGGAAACGAGAGACAAGAUCACAGGACUUAUGAUCGAGAUCCCUGAUCCGCGCGGCAUCCGCGAACAUGAAUGAAGACACGCUCUCGGUGGACGGAGUGACCGAUAUCGUUGGCGACACGCGGACCAGUGCGAUCAUUGAGAAUUAGGCGGGAAAGGGGGCACCCGAUCCUGGUUUUACGAUCGCGGCUCAAGAUCACGGAGGAGAGCAAGAAUGUCACUCGUCGUUAUCCUGAAGAACAUUCAGGGUCUCAAGUGCAAGGGCGAGAAGGUCGCGAGAAUCGACUUUCGAGAAGUAUCGCAUUAUUCGACGAUUCUCGAGGAUAAUGGGGACGUUAUCGAGGUGGAACAGAGCUUCACGUGGAAUUUGGGAAGACCGGUGGACGAGGCGGAAGUACUACAGUUGGCAGUGGUAUCGCGUGGAGUCCUCAGAAACGAAAAAAUUGCAGCAAGGUAUGGACUGGUGUUGCAGACGGUGGUCCGUGAAGGCAGGAUCCUGAUCUCGGACUCUCUGGUCGACCUCAAUAACAAACCACUUCCGGCGGUGGUGUGCUUCGAGAUCCGAUACAACCCCCCAGAUGGAAGUUGCAGUUCAUACGCCGCUUCGGAAUUAACGGAAGACGAGCACAAAAUGUUAAUCGACAUCGAGCAGAACAUCGCGAACCUUGAGAGGAGCCUUGAACAGGCCAACAGUAGCAAUGGGAAGAGAAGAGGCUCUUGGCACACCCCCGAGAAAACAUCGAAAAGGGGCUUUCUACCAAGGGGCACAUCGUUGUCGACCAGCGAUAAAUCACCCGAAACUCGAAAGCGAAGCACAACACUGAAGAGUAUGAGAUCCUUGCUGAAAUUGGGAAAACAGAGACCGCCACGUGCCCGAUCCUGCGACAGCAACUCGGAAACGAGAGAACUCCUUGACAGACGAGAUUCUAGCUGCCCAACUUCGAACGAGCCUUCACGAACCAACUCCAUGACAUCUCUCGAAACAAAUGCGUCCGAUAAUGACAGCCAACCGAGUGCCAAUACCGAGCGAGUGGAGACUGUUCUAAAACCGGCCAAGAGAGCAAAAUCCAAGACGAGCGAUACCGGGCAAAGUGCGUUAAAAGCUCAGGAUUACCAAGUGUGUGUUACGAUCAUCGAAGCGAGGCAGCUCGCCGGUCUCAAUAUGGAUCCGGUGGUUUGCGUGCAGGUCGGAGAUCAGCGCAAGUACACGAGCGUCAAGGAAUCCACAAAUUGCCCGUACUACAACGAGUAUUUCGUCUUUGAUUUUCAUAUGCCGCCUGUGAUGCUCUUCGAUAAGAUCAUUACGCUAUCGGUGCAGCAAUCGCGGAAUCUCUUGCGCGCUAAUCUAACGCUGGGCAUCUUUAAAUUAGACAUCGCGACUGUAUGGGCACAACCAGACCACCAGUUUUACCACAAAUGGGCUUUGCUCACCGAUCCGGACGACAUUGUCGGCGGGCCGAAAGGCUAUCUGAAAUGCGACAUAAGUGUCAUCGGAAAGGGCGAUACUGUGAAGAUCCCUCCGAAAAGCGAGAAGGACGAGGACGACAUCGAGGGCAAUCUCUUGUUGCCGGAUGGCGUACCGAUCGAGAGGCAACGCGCGAGAUUCGUGGUGAAGGUCUACCGAGCAGAUGGUCUACCAAAAAUGAACAGCAGCAUCAUGGCGAACGUGAAGAAGGCUUUUACGGGGGAAGUGAAGGACCUGGUGGACCCAUACGUUCAAGUGUCCUUCGCAGGGCUCAGCGGAAAAACCAGUGUGAAGAGGCACAGCUACGCUCCGGUGUGGAAUGAGCAGAUAGUCUUCACCGAGAUGUUCCCGCCGCUUUGCCAGAGGAUAAAGAUACAGUUGUGCGACAACGAUCCGGUGCAUGCCACUGUCAUCGGCACGCACUUCGUCGAUCUGAAGCAAAUCAGCAACGAUGGUGAGAAAGGUUUCUUGCCGACUUUCGGUCCGGCGUUCAUCCACUUGUACGGCAGCAUCAGAGAUUACAGCCUCAUCGACGAGCACUCGACAUUGAACACUGGCUUGGGCGAAGGAAUUUCCUAUAGAGCAAGAUUACUGAUAGCAAUACGAACAGAGAUUACCGAUAACGUGGAAAUGGCACCGUCGGAAGUCGAGGUGGAGCCAACAGUACCGGUGAACGAAACCGCCUACGCCAGAAACGAGGAAUUCUUUCUGUUCUCCACUAUAAUGGACGCCACGAUGAUUGAUAAAAAACUCGGCGACAAGCCGAUGUACUUCGAAAUAUCGAUCGGGAACGCGGGCAACGCUCUUGAUGGUCACAACGAGAGUUUCAAGAUGUAUGAUACGGGAUCGAAGAGUGGGACGAGCGGGGAGGAGGACGACCUGCUAGAAGUAAUCGCUGGAUCUUGGCAAAGUACUACGCCGUCUAAUAAACCGAUGACGCACGAUAAAAUUUAUUAUUUCCUACCGUAUUGGGACGACAAGCCGUGUCUUCACGUGAGAAGCAUAUGGCCGGAUUAUAGACGUAGAAUGUACAACAGCAAUAUCAUCGGCAAGAUUGUUGAUAAACUGGAAGAAGGAUUGUCAGAGGUGCAAGCGCACUUGGAGGACUCGACGUACGAGAAACUCUUAAAGACCAGCCUCGAAGAGCUGAGCGCCAAUUGUAACCGGUACGUCAGUAUUAGCAAGUCUAGUGUAACCGGUCCAGGCGUCGGGAAGACGAAACUGGACAAAGAGCGAACGAAGUUGUGUCAGCGAGAGCUGGAAAAUAUCGGGAUCAUGUCGCGCAAUCUCAAGGCACUCGUGACCAAGAGUAGCUUCAAGGAGAGAUUGAAGACGGCUCAGAGCUACCUGCAGAAAUUAAAGUUCCUCGUCGAGGAUCCGCAGGAUUCCCUGCCGGACGUGUUCAUCUGGGUGAUCAGCUCCGGGAGGCGAGUGGCGUACCAGAGGAUACCAGGCCGCGAACUAAUCUACUCGGUGGUGGAUGAGGAAUGCGGUCGACAUUGCGGCAAAGUGCAAACUAUGUUUCUCAAGCUUCCAGGCAAGAAGAAAUUUGGACCUUCGGGAUGGGCGAUUCAGACAAAAUUGCAAAUUUAUAUGUGGUUGGGGAUUCUGAAGCACAAAAAAUACUUCAUCCAAGGUUUGCCAAAGGGCUAUGAGAUCAGCCACGAGCUGAAAAAUGUGGACAGACCUCGUGCAUUACCGCCUAUCGUCAUUCACUAUGUUCAGAAACACAAAUUUCAAUUGAGGGCCCACAUGUACCAAGCGAGAUCAUUGAUUGGCAGCGAUGCGUCUGGUCUCUCUGAUCCGUUCGCAAGAGUGAUUUGCGGUGAAUUUUGCAAGUGCACGCAAGUGAUCGACGAGACUCUCAGCCCAACGUGGGACGAGCUGCUGUUGUUCGAUGAUAUCUUAAUCUAUGGUACCGCCGAGGAAAUCAAGAAGGAUCCACCGUCCAUCGUCAUCGAGCUGUUCGAUCAGGACAAAGUGAGUCGUAUUGUAGCUAUGGACAUAACACUGCAUGAGGGCUCUGCUUUAACAGGAAAAUCAGAGUACAUCGGCCGAGCGAUCGCGCGACCUCACGUCAAGCUCGCCUCCGAGUCUUACACUCCCCCACAAUAUCCGCCAUCCUUGGAGUGGUACGAUGUCACCAGAGGGGCCUCGAGGGCCGGCGAGCUUCUGGCGGUCUUCGAAUUACUGGAAUACCCGUCUACCAAAGAUUAUGGCUUCCCUACUUUGCCGGAUCCCAAGGAUUUCAGCUCCGGGUCUCAGGUUCCGGGUUCCGGUCAGGAUCAAGGCCCAAUUCUUCCGGUGCCCGUCGGGAUUCGGCCCACCCUAGCGAAAUAUCGAAUCGAGGUGCUCUUCUGGGGUUUGCGAGAUCUGAAGAGAAUCCACCUUCUGACCGUCGACAAACCCCGCGUGGACGUGGAAUGUGCCGGCCACAUUCUCUACUCGUCCGUCAUAGCGAACGCGAAGAAAAAUCCGAACUUCAAUACGCCGAUCAAAUUUCUGGAAUUGGAGCUGCCCGAGCAAGAGCUUUAUCGACCGCCGUUGACCAUAAGGACGGUGGACUGCCGAAGUUUUGGCCGAUAUACCCUCGUCGGUACCCACACAAUCAACUCGAUUCACAAGUACAUGUACUAUCCUUUAACCAAAAGAGCAAAGGACGCUCAGGAAAGGAAGAAAAGCUUGUAUCAGCUACAGUGCAUGGCACUCGAUUCAUCUAAAUCAAGAUAUCAAACUUCAUUGCCUGACUCAUUGACUGACUUGGAAUCUAACAACGGUGACACCAUCAUCACUCUUGGCUUCGAGCUGGGAUGUGGUCCUACGAAGAAGGAUAAAACAGAACAAAAUCUACGCAGGAAGCAGAGUUUGUCUAAUGACAACAGCGUAGGCGAUCUGGGCGCGUUGGAAGACGGGGACGGCUGUCAGGACUGGUGGACGAAGUAUUUCGCGUCCAUAGAGGCGAUGAUCGAGGAGAACAGAGAGCUACGCAAGGAGAAGUCCAUAUUGCAGAACCAACCGAACGGCACACUACCGAUGUUCCUGGAUGAAACUACGCAGGGUCAGUUAGCUGUCGCGAGCGAGAAAAGUCCGGGAAUUAAUCCCACGAAGAAGCUGUUCGGCCUGAAAUCGCCGGCGAACGCGGCAAAAUUCGUCUCGAGACUGAGUCCGAAACAGACUCAGGGCAAGUCGAAGAAGACCGCCUUACUGAAGAUCUAUGCUGGAGAACUGGAAGCGCAACCCGAGUUCGAGCAGUUCAAGGAGUGGUUGCACACUUUCGAGCUGUAUCGGGGUAAGAAGACCGGCGACGAGACCGAGGACGAGUCUAGGAUUGUCGGAAGUUUCAAGGGCGCACUGAAGGUCUAUAAAUGGCCGCUGCCCAAGGAUCUGGUGGAUUACACGGUGAUGGGCUUCGAUCCGCAGUAUGGAUUCUUUCAGGGUGUCCCGUCCAAUGAUCCCAUCCACGUCCUAGUGCGAGUAUACAUCGUCAAAGCUAACGAUCUUCAUCCAUGCGACUUGAACGGAAAAGCGGAUCCUUACGUGGUUUUGCAACUGGGAGGCAAGAGAAUCAGCGAUAAAGAGAAUUACGUGUCGAAGCAGCUGAAUCCUGUUUUUGGCAAAUGCUUCGAGAUAGAGGCGACAUUUCCGCAAGACUCUUUGCUCACGGUGCAGGUCCUAGAUUGGGAUUUGGUCGGUGCGGACGAUAUGAUCGGUGAAACUAAAAUCGAUCUGGAAAAUCGUUUCUACAGCAGACACCGUGCUACGUGCGGGCUCGCGAGAAAAUACGACGAAUCUGGAUAUAAUAAAUGGAGAGACGCGAUGAAACCGACCCAGAUACUGUCGAAAUUGUGUAAAGAUGGCAAAAUGGAUGGACCGGUGUAUUCUCACGGACGCGUUACUAUCGGCAGAAAAACAUUUUCUCUCUCGAACGAAGAGAUGGAAUUUUAUGUGCACACGAAGGGGAUGGAAGAACAUCUCGCUCUAGCGGUUCUCCAUCAGUGGAACGCUUUUCCGCGAAUAGGUUGCGCUUUAGUACCCGAGCACGUGGAAACCCGACCGCUCUACAACCCUGAGAAGCCCGGAAUCGAGCAAGGAAAAUUGGAGAUGUGGGUAGAUAUGUUUCCGAUGGACAUGCCUUCACCCGGACCGUCCAUUGACAUCUCCCCCAGGAAACCCAAAAGUUAUGAGUUGAGAAUUAUCAUAUGGAAUACAGAUGAUGUCGUCCUAGAAGAUGACGCCUUUUUCACCGGCGAGAAAAUGAGCGAUAUUUAUGUAAAGGGGUGGCUGAAAGGAUCAGAAGACUGUCAAUCCACCGAUAUCCAUUACCGCUCGUUAACGGGUGAAGGGAACUUCAAUUGGCGCUUCAUAUUCCCAUUCGAUUAUCUGGUGGCAGAAGAGAAGAUCGUUAUCAACCGUAAGGAGAGUCUAUUCAGCUGGGACGAGACCGAGUGUAAAAUACCGGCGCGUCUGGAAUUACAGGUAUGGGAUGCAGACCAUUUCUCUGCGGAUGACUUUCUCGGCGCAAUAACUCUCGAUCUCAAUCGAUUUCCUCGAGGAGCGAAAAAUAGCAAGCUGUGUUCGUUGAGCAUGCUAAAGACAGACGGCUCUGUGCCAAUGGUGAAUAUCUUCAAGCAGAAGCGUAUAAAAGGCUGGUGGCCAUUCUACGUGAAAAAAGAGAACGAAGAUAUGGAACUGACGGGCAAAGUCGAAGCUGAGAUACAUCUGCUCACGAAAGAGGAGGCUGAGAAAAAUCCUACUGGGUUUGGUAGGAGUGAACCGGACCCACUGGACAAACCGAAUCGGCCAGAUGCAUCCUUUAUGUGGUUCCUCAAUCCGCUCAAGUCCAUCAAAUACAUAGUUUGGCACAAUUAUAAGUGGGCUAUCUUAAAGGCGAUAAUCGCAAUCGGUUUGAUCAUACUUUUCCUCUUGUUUUUCUACGCGAUACCAGGUUAUUCCGUGAAAAAAAUCUUGGGAGCUUAAAUACCAUGUUUUGUGAUGCAUAACUGUUGCUUUUGAAAUCUAGAGAACAAUCUGAUGAUUAAAAAAUGUGAUAGUAUCACUGUUACAUUAAAUCGACAUAAAUUAACAUUUUAUUUGAUUAAUUUCUUUAAUUUUUUUUGAUGACAUUGGCGUAUGAAGAUUAAUUUUAUAUAGUUAUAAAACAAAUAUGGAUUUGUAAAAUGGAUCUCAGUAGAAAUGUACAUGUAAUGUUUCUCAGCAGCAUAUAAAAAUUACUGAAAUACUUGAAUAACUGAAAAUUACCUUUCAUAAAAUGUCAAACUGAAUAUUUUUUGAGGAAAACUGUUUAUCUUGCACUUCUAUUUUGUACUAUAGAUAGAAUUGUUAGAAGAGUAGAGAGUAUUAUUGCAUACAGAUUGUCGUAGAUAGUUUCAAUAAAAUAUUUUGUUCUUGUCCCGACAGUACAGCUUACAGUUAAAGAAAAGACUUUUAUUUGAACAGUUUAUAAUGGACCAACAUAACACCAGAAUAGUUGCAAACUAGAAUUGCAUUGUAAAUAAUUUGUGCACGUGGCAAUUUUAAAAAAGUAUGAAGAAACGGAAUAUACUAGCGGGAAGAUAGCGGCUUGUAUAAAACGCGAUCUAUUUUUACUCAUAACGUUCUGUCACAGAGACAAUUUCGUGUUUCGCUGGCGAAAACACAGAAGCCUCAACUAUUGUCCAUCGAAUUAUUGUCAUUUAUUGCUCAUUGUACAUUAUAAAAGAAAUAUAUGUAUGUAAAGGAGGCUAAAUAAAAGAUUUAAGGGAAUAUAA
Ooceraea biroi (clonal raider ant) is the source of this 7514-nucleotide messenger RNA. Its product is annotated as otoferlin. Gene Ontology annotation, biological process: plasma membrane organization. Lineage: Eukaryota; Metazoa; Arthropoda; Insecta; Hymenoptera; Formicidae. The record is from RefSeq and is a predicted model, not a curated record. Gene Ontology annotation, cellular component: membrane.